This is a messenger RNA of Symbiodinium pilosum, 1120 nucleotides long. Lineage: Eukaryota; Dinophyceae; Suessiales; Symbiodiniaceae. The record is from the annotation of a GenBank genome assembly.
GAGAUCAUCGACAAAGGGCUUCUGAAGAAAGGUGGUAAGUCAAGCUGCAUUGAUGGAACAAAGGCGCACCGCAAGAGGUCUAAGGUCACCGUGCUGAAGGGACUCCUGCCGGGCGAGGAUUCCGUGCACGCAGCUGCCAAGCAGGCGCUGAAGCACUUCGAAUCUUCGGUGGAUGAGCCGAUCCAGCUGGUGGAUCUUGGCAAUGUGCAAAGUCAGAUCCAGCUCUGGAAGAAAUACCUGCCCGAUGUGCGCCCCCACUACGCCGUGAAGUGCUGCCCUAACAAGCAGAUCAUCAAGCAGCUCCGAGAUGGAGGUUGUGGCUUUGACUGUGCCACAAUGCAGGAGAUCAGCACAGUUUUGGAAUUGGGUGUCAGCCCAGCCGACAUCGUGUAUUCUCACCCUUGCAAGCCACGAUCACACAUUGCCUUUGCCAAGACGCAAGGCAUCAGCUUGAUGUCCUUUGACAACGAUGUGGAGCUGCGGAAGGUGGCAGCCGUUUAUCCAGAGGCACAACUGCUGCUCCGCGUCGUUUGCGAGGACUCCUCAGCUCGGUGCCCGAUGUCGCUGAAGUUUGGAGCUAAACGCGACAAUUGGUCGGCACUGCUGGACAUCAUCCAGGAGCUCCAGCUCAAUCUCGCCGGUGUGUCUUUUCAUGUGGGAUCCGGCUGCAAGGACCCAGAAACCUUUGAGCCAGCCCUCCGUGACGCGAGGGAGGUCUUCAGAAUGGCCUCGGAGCGCGGCAUGAAGGCGAUGCACGUCCUGGACAUUGGCGGGGGCUACCCGGGCGACCGGGCAGGCUACGAACAGAUUGCCCCUAUCAUUGCCGAGAAGCUGCAGAGGCUUUUUCCGAGCAGCGAGUUCCCAGAGUUGACACGCAUUGCGGAGCCGGGACGCUUCUUCGCAGCGAACAGUGGCCAUCUGCUGACGAAGGUCUACGCCAAGGCAAAGCUGCCAGCGACGGACGGAAGCGGAGAGCAGGUUUGCCGCUAUUACCUGAACGACGGGCUCUAUGGAUCUUUCAACUGCAUCAUCUAUGACCAUGUCUCUGUCUGUCCAGAGCCCAUACGCUCUGUCGACGGUCCAGAGGUUCCCUGCGCUCUCUUCGGCCCAACCUGCGAUG